UAUUUUAAGCAGACUUAGAAUUUCUGGAGAUAUUGGGCCAACGCGCGGAAAUUGUAGAGAAAUAUCACAUCCCCUCAGCGGCUUUUUCCAGGUCUCCAUGACAACAAUUUGCAAUGGUGAAGAAUUCGAUACCGGGGGAGGCUGAUUGGGGUGCAUUGUGAGGGGCCUGGGGUCGCUGAUUGGUUCAAGGAAAGCACCAUAACUACAAGGAGUUUAUAUUCAUUCAACUUGUUGAAGUGCUCCUACUGCAGCCUCGACAGAAGUCUGAGCUUGGACUGUGGCGGGAUUCAUCCAGGAGUGAUGUUGAUGGUGGACUACAACUCCAACAUGGACUGAUUUGAUCCAAAUCUAUGCAAAAAUGGCGAACGCGGACAGUGAGGUCAAGACGUUGCUGAAUUUUGUCAAUUUGGCCUCCAGCGAUAUCAAAGCAGCCUUGGACAAGUCAGCUCCUUGCAGACGCUCCGUGGAUCACAGGAAAUAUCUGCAGAAACAACUGAAGCGUUUCUCUCAGAAGUACUCCAGAGUCCCCAGGUGCCACACGCACAGGUCUGCUGAGUUUGGGUGUGCAAAACCUGUGGGAGCCGCUAACCAGAGUGUGAAGGUCACAGAGAAGGCCAGCUUGGAUGUUCAGUCUGCCGAAAAGGUGAGGAGCGCAACGGAGCAGGUGCCUAUGAGGAAACGCCAGCUACCAGCCUCAUUUUGGGAGGAACCUAAAUUGACCCAAACUAAAGGAGACGACUCACAUACAGGAUUAAAGAAGAACCCUGCAGGGCCAUGUGCGGGCAGUGAAAAUGAAAAUAAGAAGAGGAGUUAUGAUGAUGACGCUAAGGUCACUUUGUCUGCGUCCAGUCGACGCAGCACUGCGGAUAAAGACACUCUGAAAAUGGACCUGAGCUCUCACCACUGUGUGAGUGUGUGCGGCUGCUGUCCCUUCCAGUACCACGGACACCAGGUCCUCCACAGUCACAUUGUUGUCCCCCAUCCUGCCCUUGGACUGUGGAGCAAAGCAGCAGAGACAGAGAGACCUGAGCAUCCUUAUGGACAGAAACUACACACGCACGUUGUGAUCAAACCCAUACCGACUAAACCCACCGUGCAGUCACCAAUAUUCAGUGUGUUUGGAUUCAUUUAAUUACCCUACUAGUGGACCAGUCACACAAAAAUGUGUAAAUAGGACUAAUUAUUUUUGAUUUUGUUAUGUUUGUCUUAAACAUUUGUAUAAGAGACACUUCCUCAAGCACUUACUGGAGAGCAACAUCUAUUUUUCUUGUUUAAACCUAAAGGACUAAGUUGCACUUGCAGAAUCACGUUCACUUUCAUGCCAGUCUGAUGCCUUCCAAGUUUCUGAACACUGACAGUAAGUCAAAAGGUUUUUACUUUCAGGUUUCUGCAGAGAAUGAUUGCUCUUUUUUUCCUGCAAAUGAAUGAGACCAUCCUGUUUUAGUUUCUCUUUGAACCAUGAGAAUAGAAUGUGGGACAUAGAUUGUUUUUUGUUUUCAAAGUAAUUUUUGAUAGUCACAUUU
Messenger RNA from Notothenia coriiceps (black rockcod), 1523 nucleotides. RefSeq names its product protein FAM181A. The record is from RefSeq and is a predicted model, not a curated record. The transcript is spliced from 2 exons. The coding region runs from base 359 to 1132 and encodes 257 amino acids. NCBI's taxonomy places the organism in Eukaryota, Metazoa, Chordata, Actinopteri, Perciformes, Nototheniidae.